Zygosaccharomyces rouxii is the source of this 1248-nucleotide messenger RNA. It is a transcript of the gene JLP1, whose product is annotated as sulfonate dioxygenase. Gene Ontology annotation, cellular component: cytoplasm. Gene Ontology annotation, biological process: sulfur compound catabolic process. Bases 1 to 1248 code for a protein of 415 amino acids. The record is from RefSeq and is a predicted model, not a curated record. Gene Ontology annotation, molecular function: sulfonate dioxygenase activity. The transcript has a single exon. Lineage: Eukaryota; Fungi; Ascomycota; Saccharomycetes; Saccharomycetales; Saccharomycetaceae.
AUGUCACCCCCAUCUGCUGUCGGAACCGUUUCUGCUACCAAGACUGUUGCUCAGGAUGGUGGCGAAAAGCAACUUCUUGAAAAACUGGGCAAAUUGCAUCUCAACUAUGGUGGUCCAGGUGGAACCUACGCUAAUUUUGAUACUCAUUUCUACAAAGACCAAGAUGAAUAUUCAGAGGAUGGUGUCUUGAGAAUUCAUCCAAAAUACAGAUCUAAGGCUCAAUAUCCUGAAUUUUUACCAACCUGGGACCCCAAGGAAAGAUAUCCACCACUCACUUUCCAUAAGUACGACGACCCAGCAUUGAGAGCCAAUGAACAGUUGGUUAACUUGUUCCCUAAAGGUGCCGAUGUCGAAACCAAGAGAAUCACUCCUAAGUUGGGUACUGAGGUCAAAGGUAUCCAAUUGUCUCAAUUGUCUCCUGAGGGUAAGGACGAGUUGGCUUUGUUAGUGGCUCAAAGAGGUAUUGUCGUCUUUAGAAACCAAGAUUUUGCUAAACACGGCCCUGAAUUUGCAGUGGAAUACGGUAAAUAUUUUGGUAAGCUGCACAUCCAUCAAACAAGUGGUCAUCCAGAAACUGCACCAGAACUGCACGUUACCUACCGCAGACCAGACCAUGCUGAAUUUGAAAGAGUCUUUGAAGAUAGUCACACUUCUAUCGGCUGGCAUACCGACGUCUCUUAUGAAUUGCAACCUCCAUCUUAUACUUUCUUCAGUGUUCUACAAGGCCCUGAGGGCGGUGGUGACACUUUGUUUGCCGAUUCUGUGGAAGCCUACGAAAGAUUAUCACCAACUUUGAAGCAAUUCUUGGAAGGUUUGCACGUUAUUCAUAGCAGUGUGGAACAAGCUCAAAAUUCAAAAUUACAAGGUGGUAUUCAAAGAAGAGAACCAACCGGCCACAUCCAUCCCUUGAUUCGUUGGCACCCUGUUUUGAAGAGAAAGUCUCUCUACGUUAACAAGGCUUUCUCAAGAAGAAUUGUGGAGUUGAAGAAACCAGAAUCGGAUCUGUUGUUAAACUUCCUAUACUCUUUGUUCAACAACGCCUUGGAUUUACAACUAAGGGCAUACUGGGAACCCGAUACUGUUGCCAUCUGGGAUAAUAGAAGGACGAUCCACUCUGCAGUUAUCGAUUGGGAGGAACCCGUUAACAGACACGCUUUCCGUAUCACACCACAGGCCGAAAGACCUAUAGAAAGUCCUGAAUUUUACAAUGAUCCAAACUACUUUCCACAAGAAGUUACAAAAUAUUAA